AUGACGAAUGUUGGACCAUCGGGGCCGACAUAUCAGACCUCCAACUUCUUCGUGAAAUUGAGCUCCGAUGCUGCAGUGGUGUCGCAACUGUCCUCAGAGGAAGCUGGAGGCAUUGUCCAUCGACGGGCCAUUGCCUCGGGAACAGCUCCACAGGAUUUGGGGUACACCCAUUACUCGUCGAAAAAAACAGGUCCAUGGAAUCGGAUUGGCUCGUUGAAGCCCGGCGCCCCGCACGGGAAUCGUAACGCCGCAGACAGCUCCAAGUGGCGCCACGUGGCUGACGGUCUCCGAGCUACUGUCAAAGCAGGCCGUUCCGAAACGAGAUUGUUUCUUUGGGAUGGUGCCGCAAAUGACGUGGACGUUGAGAUCCAGGGUGAUUGUUUGGUUCUACGUGCGAGAAGUGAUGACAUCACGGCACCAAAGCGCCAACCCGUGAUGGAUGAGCAGACCCUGACCUCUGCGGGGCUCGCGUUGUCGCAAGCAGCGGACGAGCGAGAGUUUGACCAAUUCCACAUCUUGGUGGACCGGUUCACUGAAUUUGUUCUUUUCCAGGCUGACGUUUUGUUCCAGCUCUCCCCGUUAUCCGCGCCCUGUCCGUCGCUUGGUGGGUUUUUGCCCUCGCCCGACCCGGUGUUUAGGGCCUUCUCCUGGCCCAGUAUGUUUGCGUGCCAAUCGAAUGCAUUCCAGUUCGUGCGGGACAGGGUCAUUCCCGACAUGUUGCACGCAGCCCUCCCCAUUGGCCGUUGCCUCGUGCUCCUCCUGAUGUUCCGCUGGAUGUCUGAAGAAACAGCGUGGGUCUCGCUGUUGCUGCCAGCCAUUCAACAGGCUCUUGCUCGCGAAAGCCCAGAUGAUGAGUUUUGGGAAGCUUUUCUGGAGCAAGUGCGCAGUGGUUUUUCGCGAUGCCCUUUCCCCGGACGGCUGUUCUGUACUCGGGAGGCAUCUAGGUACUGCAGGGGCGACUGCGUGCAUGACGAGGCACUCCAGGCACAAUUCCGACGUUGCCGUUGCGUCGACCUCGGCUUGGAGCCCUGCCCCCGGGACGGAGGGAACUGCCAUCUGUGCCAGACUCCACAUGGAUGGUGCGCGCUCCUGCUGGCCUAUGCAAGGGCUUGGGGUCGGCAGGAGAACGAAAUGGAGGAGCGGUUCCGACAAGGCUACAAAGAGCUGCAGGGCUUUGUAACGGAAAAUCUGGUAGGCGUGGGCCAGUUUUGGGGCAAGUUCCUGUUGCACGAUGCUGACGCGUUGCGGCAGGCAUCAAACGCCGUUCUGCCCAUGGACGAGGGAGCUGAGCCCAGAGAAACGCCAGGGUGGGAGGACAUCGACGAUGGCUCCCUUGUCGGACCAGGCGCAAUGAAGAACCUGCUGUGGUUGGCGCCAGAGCUUCCCAAAAACUUGGCGUUGGCGGCAGUGUUCACCGUUCGUGAUGCAAUCCGCAAAAUGAUGACGGGCGAAACAGACGUUGACGGUCAGCCAAACCAUCUCGCAGUUGCUUAUAGGCACUGUGUGGAGGAGGGCACGGCUCCUGUUGAUGUUGCACAGUACUGCUUAUACAGCACGCAAGUGCAACUUUGCGAAACCACCGCAAGAGGAAUGCUGAUGCAGGCGUGCCGUCCGGUCGCCGCUGCGCAAUUUCUGGCCAACAAAUACUACAACGCGCUGACCGACUGCAAGACGGAAAACGCCAGCCUGCAACGGCAGCUGGCAGCAAAGCGUGCUCAUGCUCCCAGCAGCCAGCCCCCAGAGAUUGUGGGCUGUUGCAUUUGUGGCGCUCGGGGUGGAUUCAACGCAGCAAAAUGCAAGUAUUGUCCAGACCACUGCCCCACAAGGGCAUGUGCGAUCAAAUCGCACAAGAAGCAGAAACAUCAAGCUUAA
This is a messenger RNA of Symbiodinium natans, 1872 nucleotides long. The record is from the annotation of a GenBank genome assembly. Lineage: Eukaryota; Dinophyceae; Suessiales; Symbiodiniaceae.